CUUUCUUUAUUUGGCUUUAUUUAUUUAUUUAUCGAUUGAUUGCGUUUUAAUUACUGCCUUGUGACAGGGAGUGAGGGAGGAGGAGCGUAGGCCAAGCGGGCACGUUGUGUAGCCUUUCCAAAUGUUUAUUUAUUUCAGUUGAUUAGCUUAAUGCGACUAUUUUACAUUCAUUUUAAACACGAUUCGCUGCUUUGUAACCUGCUUAUGGGUGAAUGUGUGUGUAUAUAGCCUACAUGCGAGGGGCAGUGAGACAGUGCAAUCAGCUAUAAACCAAAUAAAGUAGAUUAACCAAAAAUAACAAAUCCAAAUAUAUCACAAUAAUUCUUGUACUUUAUGCACGCCAGCGUGACUCGGGUUUCGUCUGUUUCUAUUGUAAUAUUAUCCAUUUUAUUUACCAGCGCAAACCAAAGCUAACCCGGGUGAGUGACGCUAAGAAACUAGCGACUGUUACGGUGUUUGUUCUCACGCCUGUCGAUAGGAAAACAGUGGGCUAACAUUGAGACUAUGCUAAUAUAAACGCAUACAUGAGAAAUAGAACGAUUAGACUAAUGUAUGGUUACUUACAGUUUUCCACGGCAUACGAGAGAGACAGGAGCAAAAAUCUGGACAUAACCACAGGCUUAUAAUACAAGUAUUAUUACUAUAUUAGUCCUGAUAGUGUUCCUCUGAUAUAGUAGUGGGAGUUCAGUUGUGGUUCUAUCCGUCUGUGUGUUGGGUCUGGGCUGGUUCAUUAGCUUGAUUGCUGCACAGUCAAGGAGCACCAUAUAGAUAUAUGUUUUAUGCACAUUUACAUCCAAAAUCCUGCGGAUGAGAAACAGACAUCCUAAAACGUAAAUAGAGCUAUCCAGCAUAGCCUAGAUGUGUACGGGCCAUCAACUGGUAAGCUAAACAACGAAUGUUCUAAGUUUUCGAUACCAAGUAUAUUUCAAACGGACGAAGAUACACAGAAGAGGGGCCAUCUUGUCACAAUAUUACUGAAAAAUGAUAUGAAACAAAACCAGAAGACGGAGGAAGAUCAUGUUUGUUCCCUUGCCGGUGCCGUUCAUGUUUCAGAGAACUGCCCCUGACCUCAACGCCUGGCGUCUGAAGUCCCCGUUGGCUCUACGUUCCGACUCCGAAAUCAGAAUGUCAAAGCCAGUUGAGGUUGAGAACACAGUGGCUGACUCUCCAAUGGAGAGCACAGAUUCAGAGCGGAAUGGUCCUGACUCAAAUCAUCAGCUUCAGCAGAUGAAAAUCAGUCCCUUUCACCUUUCUCCAACCCUCAGCAGCAACAAGAAUAAGAUGGAAGAGUGUGGUGAGAUGUCCCCGGGCCCUCCUCCCCACCACAGCCACGCCCCCUCACAGACGCCCCUCCCACACACACAGCUCAUGCUGACUGGCUCCCAACUGGCAGGGUUGACAGCUCUCUUGCCAGCUCAGCAGCAGUUGUUACUGCAGCAGGCUCAGGCUCAGCUUCUAGCUGCAGCUGUGCAGCAGUCUGUUCAGCAGUCCAACGCAGCUCACGCAGCUCACGCAGCUCAUGCAGCCCACGCAGCCGCCCAAGCCAAUCAGCAAGCUCAGGCAGCCGCAGCAGCCAAUCAACAUGCCCAGCAGCAGGCGGGACAGACAGGGCAGCAGGGCCAAUCACAGCCCCAGGGACAGAGCACACAGGAACAGACAGGUCAACCUGUCCCUGUCCCGCCCACUCAUCCUCAGCUCACCCUCUCUCAGCCAAUUCAGCUCACCGCCCAGGACAUCCAGCAGUUGUUGCAGCUGCAGCAGUUGGUUCUGGUGCCAGGACACCACCUGCAGUCUCCUCAGUUCCUCCUCCAACAGCACCAAGGGCAGCAAGGACUGCUAUCAACACCAAAUCUGAUUCAGCUACCUCAGCAAAACCAAGGGAGCCUCCUGUCCGCUCCCAGGCUGGGGCUCCAAGCACAGAGAGAUAAGGCUAUGGAGGGCAGUGGGGUCAUGACCUCUGUGUCCUCUGUGACCUCUCACCCCGAGGAGCCCAGUGACCUUGAGGAACUGGAGGUGUUCGCCCGCACCUUCAAACAGAGACGCAUCAAACUGGGCUUUACACAGGGUGACGUGGGAAUGGCCAUGGGGAAGCUAUAUGGUAAUGAUUUCAGCCAGACCACCAUCUCUCGCUUCGAGGCCCUCAACCUGAGCUUUAAGAACAUGUGCAAACUCAAACCACUACUGGAGAAGUGGCUCAAUGAUGCAGAGACCAUGUCCACAGACAGUACUAUGCCCAGCCCCAGCUCUCUGUCCUCUUCCUCAAUGGGCUUCGAGGGCCUGCCGGGCCGACGCAGGAAGAAAAGAACCAGCAUCGAGACUAACGUCCGCGUGGCCCUGGAAAGAGCCUUCAUCACGCAGAACCAGAAGCCUACCUCAGAGGAGAUCCUGUGUAUCGCGGACCAGCUCAGCAUGGAGAAGGAGGUGAUCCGCGUGUGGUUCUGCAACCGCCGACAGAAAGAGAAGCGUAUCAACCCCAACAGUGCCACCCCUCCCUUGCCCAGCCAGCCCCCCCAAGCCCCACCGACGCACAAACCCCCCUGCUACAGCCCACACAUGAUGUCCAGUCAGCUGUCCAGUCAGCUGUCCAGUCAGCUGUCCAGUCAGAUGUCCAGUCAGCUGUCCCAGGCAGUGACCAGCCUCAGCACCACAUUGACCACAAUGUCAUCGUUCUCCCCUCUGAUCCCCAGUGGUCCCACCCACUCAUCUCUCAGCUCCGCCUCCUCUCCAGUGACUCCUCCUCCUCGCAGCACAGCCAGCCCAGCCACUCCCAGCCACAGCACACUGAGUCUCAACACAGGCUUAUGGCGUUUGGGUAAAAAGAAUGGUGACGUGUCUAACUACAUCACCGAUUUUGCUGCAAACUUGAGGAACACUGUGAUGGGAGUAAACACAGGGAACCAGGCUCUGAACCAAGCUCUCCUCAGCAACAACCAGUUGGCUACUAUACAAGCCCUAGCAGCCAGUGGUGGCCAGCUGCCCCUUUCCAGUCUUGAGGGGGGCAGUAAGGUGUUGCUGGGUGGUGCAGGGGGGCAGGGAGGGGGUCUCCAGUCCUCCUUUUUCCUCAACCACCCCGCUUUCCUCCACAUGGGCCAGAAUCCUGGUGCUGGAUUGGUCAGCGCUGCCGUAGCCAAAGCAUCCCAGCCCUCCCCUUUCCCCUCCACCAGUAGCAUAAGCCCCACCCCCUGCUCCCCCUCCCCUUGCUCCAGCCCCGCCUCUUCCUGCGACUUCGAUGAAUUGGCGCACAGCCCAUCCUCAUUGGGAGGGGCUAAGAUUGAGUGACACAGCCAAGUGCCAAUCAGAGAGGAGGAGGAGAAAGGAGGAAACGACAACCUCGCCUUUCAACCAAAGCUAUCUCUUUUAUCACUCUCGCCCUACACUCUCUCUCUCUCCCCCCCCAGUCUUUUGAUGCCAAAAAUACACAGAAUGAAAGAGAGGAGAGGGGGGAGUCAGAAGUGAAAAGGGGGAGAAGGGGGGAAAGAGGAAGAUUGAAACCAAAAAUCUUUAUCUAUCCAAAGUGAUGGAGGAGGCAUCGUGGGACUGUUUAGUCAAUACUGAGCGAUAUCGCACCUCCCCUUUCUGUCUCUCUUUCUUUCCCGGGAAAAUAAACCAAUGACAAAUAACAGGAGUAGAGAUGUGUGUCGAAUCACGUGAACCAAAAAUGACAAAAAUAAACAUUACUGUGUGUUUUGGGGGAAUGGUGGCAAGGACAGAAAAAAGAAGUGGAUGAUUUUCUUUGAAAAGCUGCAGGUCUGAAAGAGGAGGAGAUGGGAGGAGGAUUUUAAACCAAAAAUGUACCUGAGGAGGAGAAAAGGAACACACAAUGACAAAAAUCAACAACCAUACCAAAAUCCCAGAAACCAAAAAUACGGAAGGAAAAGCUUUAUCCAAACGACUUGUACAUACGGAUCCUAUCCAGGACCAGGACUCUGCUACACACACACACACACACACACACACGAUAUCCACAGCUGAUCACAUUCAUCUAUCCAUCCACCCUUCAUGUCUGUCAUAGUCUGUCACUUACUUUCACUGCAAUUAUAUUGUUUCUGUGGGAUAUUUUAGAUUGUUAUAAAUGGUUGAUACUUAACGAGCCAAGCUUACAGGUGUAUAGUUUGUGUUUUCCUACCACUGCUUCUUCAAGUAUCGUGUCCUAUCUCCCCCUUGCUUUCCAAUAGUUGGAGUCUGUCAUCGUCAUCAAUAUCAUCAUCUUGUGCCAUUUACUUCAUGUUGUCAGAGAUAAUAAGAGACAAGAGGGAACAAGAGAUCAGGCUGAGUGUAGCAGUUUACAGCCUUGAUAUAAACCUCUCUCUCUCCGUAAUUACUCACAACAAAAUGACUCACUUGAUGAAAUAAUAUUAGACUUAGACUCAAUGUAGUCCUUGUGAAUGGCCAAUCCACCAUGGUGACAGUAUGACAUUGAGCAUGAUUGGAGAUUUAACCUAGUAACAUUUUGAGGCAAGAAAUAGGUAAAUUGAUAAAAAUGUUAGUUUAGUCAUGGACAGGUCUGUCUUACGUUGUCAAUCAGCCAUGUCUCGACGCGCAGUAGAAAAACAGAGAUCAAAACCUGUUUAAUGUUUAAUAUACGUUGUUUUUAUUGUUCAUCAUCCCUCCAACCAUCCCAUUUUCACUGUCAUUUUCCACCCAAAUCUGCCAUUAUUACACGUUUAAACCAAAGCAUUUGUUACUCUUCAGAGGAGUCAGCCAUGACAUUAACACUCACAUACUGUAGGGGUUGGGGACACACCCUACCCCUCCCGCUGAACCCCCCUAGUUGACCCCUUCCAUCUCCUUAUGCCCGAGAGGGUCACUUCAAAAGGACAGAACCCUCACCCAACAUAAAAGGGGUGCAUACAGGGAGGGGAUCGGAUGGUGCGAUGGGAUCAAACAUACAGAAAGAGGGGAUGUUUUUGUAAGAGGAUACCAAAAAUACAAACCAAAAAUGUCAGAAACAAACCAAAAAGAAACACAACCAAAUAUGGAUGGGGGGGAUGAGGGGAGGAGACAAAUGUAUGUUUUUACAGACUGGAACUGACACCUCUGUCUGUUAUCCAACUAACUGGGCUUCAGUGGCCCUCUCUAAACUGUGUAGCACAGAUGGACAGAUGUAUGGAUAGAUUGAUGGAUAGAUAGGACAGAUUUCCUCCCUCCCCCUGUCUUUCUUUCACUCCAAACUCAGCUCUUCUUCUCUGGUCCUGGAUGGAGAAAUCUCUAAUGACCUCAUUGAACUGAAUAUUCUAAGUCAGUUUUUUACAUGUUUCUGUUUGUUGGUUUAUUUUGUAUUUGAUUUGUUUGCUGUGUGAUGCUGUUUAUGUGCUGUUCUUUACUCAUUUGGGAUAAUAACGUAUUUGCUUACUACAACAGCUCCUUAUGUUUUCCUAGUUGUUCUAGAGAUUUUAUCAGGUGGUUGGAAAAAUACUGUGAAAAUUUUGCUUCCAGAUUUUUAUUAGAUAAAAUAAAACUGACUGUCUUGGCAGAAAAAAAGACAGAAAAAGUCCAAAACAAGAGUUGAAAAGCAAAACGUGCAAACCAAAUAGCAAACACCAAAUAGCAAACACCAAAUAGCAUACACCAAAUAGCAAAUAGCAAACACCAAAUACCAAACACCAAAUACCAAACACCAAACACCAAAUACCAAACCAAACACCAAAUAGCAAACACCAAAUAGCAAACACCAAAUACCAAACACCAAAUACCAAACACCAAAUACCAAACACCAAACCAAACACCAAAUACCAAACACCAAAUACCAAACCAAAUACCAAACCAAACACCAAACCAAAUAACAAACACCAAAUCAAACACCAAAUACCAAACACCAAAUACCAAACCAAACACCAAAUACCAAAUACCUAACCAAACACCAAAUACCAAACCAAACACCAAAUACCAAACACCAAACAAAAUACCAAACACCAAAUACCAAACCAAACACCAAAUACCAAACACCAAAUACCAAACCAAACCAAAAAUGCAGGAUAAAACGAGAUGGUUCAACUGCCGUCCCUGCCGUUGCAUUAGGGCUCACACUUAUGAUUGUGUCAAUUUAUCUGAAGUGUGUGCGUAUGUGCGUUGUGUGAGGGUGUGAUAGUGUGUGUGUGUGUGUGUACACGCGUUAUAGAAUGAAUUCAGUGGAGUUUACAAAGAUGUUCUCUCUUGUACGUUUACCCCCGUUAUCACAAACACACUCGUACUUUACACACACACACAUACACACUUUUACAUACACACACACACACUUACUGUAUACACACACACAUACACACUUCAGCUAAAAUGUACAGUAGAGUUUAAAAUGCAUCCAAAGAGUAUUUGGUUUGACACAGAAAUACAGCUGUGGAGGUUCUAACCACGAGGUGAAACCUUUCCUCAACAUUAACUCUUAGACGGAAUGUAUCUGUUAGUGCUUCUAUAGAUUUUGUAGAUAAAAAGAUCUGUGUCCUAAUGCUUACUUAUUGCUAAUGUAUUGAAAAACAUACAAAAAAUAUCUUAAAAAACAUUGAUGAUAAUGACUUGAUUUUAGACCAUAAAUGUUACUCUCUCUUGAUAUAUAUUUGGUUUAUUUUUCUUUGUCGAAUCAUUUAGGACUUUUGAUUGAUUGUACUAUUUAUUCAUCUUAAAUUUGAUUGAUUUAAGCUUAUAUUGUUACUAUUUAUUUGUUAUUUAUUUAUUCUAGAGUCUUUUUACAGGGGAUAUAUUUUGGGGUAUAUAUUUAUAAUAUAUAUUAUGUGGCUGUGACCAAAAAUCCUGCUGAAGUACCUUCUCACCUCUUCAAACCAGAUACAUGCAACCACAGGUCUCACGGGGCCUAGGAGAACAUGGUCAUGUUUGGCCACAGACUCACUGCGACUACGCUUAAGGGGUGGGGGUGAGCUCACCGAGACUCUUUUAAAAUGGAUGGGGUGAGCUUACAGGGGGCAGCACUGUGUCUACUUCAGUACGACCACCUAACAGCAUUUUCUCAGGCAUUACAGGUCAGGGAAAGGUCAUGGGAAUAGGAACGUCAGCUUCAUAUUGAUGUAAAUUUGAGCAAUUCAAUGUUUUCAGGUGUUAAAUGCUGUCUUUCCUAAAUAUGGGGUUAAUUGUCCGAAUGAUAAUGAUAUUACUAGUGAUGUCCUUAUUGUAUGACUGGUGAGUAAUGACUGGUGAGAUGAGAGGGACAGAGCAUCUGAGUGUUUCUGGCUUUAUGUGCGGUCUUGUGAUGUUGUGUUUAGUUGAAGGGGGGAUAGGGAGCCUCAGUAGGGUUCUCUACAGCCUUACUACAGUCCAGGAUUGUUACUGGAGACCCACACCAGGUGGGAUCAAACCAGUCAUGAGUGAAACUUUUAAAACAUUGUAUUAAUAAAUCUCAAAGCUUUAGAACUGGAGUUUGUUCCCAUUACGAUGUAUACCAUAUACUUUGGACGGAUCAGGUUAGAGGGAUUAUAUCCCGGAUGUACAUGUAGUCAGCGCUGCCUAUAAGCUAGUAUAAUGUAUGUUUGAAUAUAGCCCAACGGUUCUGGAAGAGAGCUCCGCUGACAGGGAUGGUCAGGCAGGCAGAUUGUUCUUAAAGAUACAGUGCUGUUCCCUCACAACCUCUCCUCUCCUCAUGAUAAAUACACUGAAAGCUUUAAACAGCUACCAAACCAAAAAACCAGUUAGAAGAUGCAUUGACUGGGGCAAAGGAACGUGACAGAGGGACUUGUUUUCUUUUCUUUCUGUUUGGACUUUUCUUAAUGUUGGUAGGUUUUGUUUCCCACAUCUACUGUAGGAUGUUAAAGAGAGAUAUACCUCAUAUACCAAAUAGAUGAACGUUUUUUUUUUUUUAAGCGGGGUUCGUGUGGGGAUCGGGGUGUGACUGUGUGUACGUGUGUGUGGGUGUGAGUGUGACCAUGGAUGGCCAGAGCGAGGUUUGGGUCCGGCAGAGUUCAAAGGUAAAUAAUGGGGUCAGAGGUCACAUUUCCUGUGCCCCAUCCUAAUCAGGAGACAUUUUGGGUAGCAAGCUGUAUGCCAGCCCUCUCGCUGUGGUUCCCAGUCCACUCCCCCACACACCUCCCUCUCCGUCUGGUCUGAAGAACAACCCCCCGCUCUGUACAGCCCUCUCUCCAUCCCCCUCUCCCCUACUGCUCCCUCCCUGCUGAAACAAAACACUCUCCAAGUAUAAGUUUUCCAUAGGCACAGAUAUAGGAUCAGCUUACCUUCCUCCAAAUCCUAAUCUUAAUUAACCAUUGAGCGGUCCUGUGUCUAUGGAGCAACUUUUUCCUACUCCUUAACACAAAGCUUGAUUACAGGGGCUAGCCUCUGGGUACCCAGCAUCUUUAGGUUAUUGACUGGAUGCUGUGUCCUUCAGAGAUGUGUGUGGCAGCGAGCGCAGAGGGGUAGGUGACUGGGGAAGGGCUGAGACUGUGGUUGCUAGGUGACGCAUGCAUACACUCCCCCAAGGUGGAAGUCCCUAUUUCUCCCUUGCUCUUUCCUUCUGUAAUGAGGUGUAGAUCAGUUUAGGUCCUCUUCAUCCUGGUAGGAUGCUUCUGUGGAUCUCAGGGUCUUAGGGAUCACAUGUAAAGUGUAAGUCCUUCCAGUAGGGAUACCCCCACAAGAGAAUGAUACCAAAGUUUAUGCCCUACUGUUGGAUACGGCACCAUGCACUCACUCCCUAAAACCCUGCUGUUUACCAGUGUCUGCACUGUUGGAGCUAGGAACAUAAGCAUUUCGCUACACCCGCGAUAACAUCUGCAAAAUAUGUGUACGCGACCAAUAAAAUGUGAUUUGUCCAUUCAGCGACCACCUCUCCUAUAGACUGAGUAGUCACCCGGCCAUAAGCACAGAUCUAGGAUAUGUUAACCUUUCCCUAAUCAUAGCUAUUAGUGUAGGCAGAACACAAAACUGACCUUAGAUCAGCACCUAGAGGCAACAAAUCCUACUCCUUCUACUGUAGCCUGGGUCAACAUUAUCACAGCAGAGUUUAGUCUGGAAGAACAUCCCCAGACUUUUUUGGCAUUAACCAUUUUGUACAUUUUACAGUCUGAACAUCACAACAUUGAUUCAGUUCAUGGAUUAAUUCCUUGUAGUCUCAGCGAAGCACCUCAGCAACUGUGUCAAACGAGAAGUUAGUAUGAUAUGUUACGUUUGGUAUGAGACCAGGCUGGAAUUGAUUUCAAUUGGAGCAGAACAAGCAAUGAUUGACAGUUUACUGAUAGAUGACAGAACAUCGUGUAGAUGUCAAGGCAGGAGAAAGCAAAGGGGGACAAAAAGCAAAGAAAACUAAAAUAGCAAAGAAAACAAAAAAAGGGGAUGACUGAUAUUCCUCGUACCUACUCACUUCCACACUCCCUCUCUUUCAUCCUUUCUUCUGUCUUCAUUCUUUCUCUUGUACAAUACAGCUUCAGUCCAAAGUUCCUUAAGCAAGACAGCAAAGUCCGAUCGUAUAGAAUAAAACCAAAGAGUUCGACAUUCCUCCUCUCUUUCACAGACAGCCACUGCAUCCCCCUUUCUUUCACUCCUUUCUGUCUAUUCAUCUCUUUUCUGCUCCAACCCCGUCACCUAGUAAUCCAGUUUCUGACCUCAGCUAUCCUAAGGGAAAUAUCAAAGAUGAUAAUAAUGAUGAUAAAAAUGUAUAUUUUUAAUUAUUUGUCAUUUGAAAAUUACAUGAAGCUUCUCGUAAAUAUGAUGAUGAUGAUGACGAUGAAGACAAUAAUGACGUUUCUCUUGGUAUCUCUGUAGUUGUUCUGGUCCUUUUUGAGUUUUGACCUUUUCGCUCGUGCUGCCAGAGUAAUUCUGAUGAUCCCAUGAUCCUCUCUGAGUUUGUUGACCCUGUCCUUUUAGUUCUGUCUGUCUCUUACCACUGUCUGUCUAUCUGUCUGUAUUCCAUGUUGCUCUCUGUGUUCGUUGGGCAGAGGGAAAGCUACAUGUUACAACCGAAAAUAUGAUGUGUAUGUGGAGAAUUCUGUACGAGGCGUUAUGGAGAGUUUUUCCAGGGAAUUACAGACUUCUUUGGAAGUGAUGGUGGUUUGGGGGGAGGGGUUAAUAAACGGAGGGAGGAGGGAAAACGGUCAUAACUGCUAUAACUGUUCUGUGGAAAUAAGACCCCAAGAAGUGUGUGUGUGUGUGUGCUUGUGUGCACCUCAAACUGUAUCUAAUCUGUUAGAUAAGCAACAGGUUUGUAAACAUUGGCUUGAUUGGGGAUUUACUGUUAGUCAACAUGUAGUUCAUUUCCCUCUGUCCGACCUUCAACCUUUGUUGUCUGUUUCCCUAUCUGUUCUAGUGUGUGUGUGUGUGUGUGUGUGCUCAUCCUGCCUCCUGUGAGCAGUCCUCCUCUUUCCUCUCCCUUCUCUCUGUCUCUCCCUCUCUUCUUCCUUGUGGUAGCAACUUAGCCUUUUACUGUGUUUAUCUUUAAAACAAAAACAAAAAACAAGAGAAAUAUCUCUGCUUGUUCAUAGUACAGUGUUGUUCAUUUAAAGUCAUUUUUGUAACUGAAAGUGUUUCAUUCAUCCAAAUAAAAACAGGAGACAAAAACUGUA
Molecule: messenger RNA, 10493 nt
Organism: Oncorhynchus kisutch (coho salmon)
Lineage: Eukaryota; Metazoa; Chordata; Actinopteri; Salmoniformes; Salmonidae
Product: POU domain, class 2, transcription factor 2
Exons: 16
Coding region: 1018-3279 (753 amino acids)
Biological process (GO): regulation of transcription by RNA polymerase II
Cellular component (GO): nucleus
Molecular function (GO): DNA-binding transcription factor activity, RNA polymerase II-specific; RNA polymerase II cis-regulatory region sequence-specific DNA binding
Source: RefSeq, a predicted model, not a curated record